AUGCAAGCUGUGUUACCCGUACAUGUUCACGUUGAGAAUGAGUGGCAAGAUGAGGGAAAAUCUGAUCGUCGUCAUACACCUCGAACAAGAAUGAGAACAUGUGUAACCAACAAAACAAAAACAAAAAGUAGCGUGACUAUCGUACCAAAGCAAACACAGAAAACUCGUUCACGAAGUCCAAGCCCAAGCCGAGAACCGUGGAUUCCUCCUCCUGGAAGAACAACAAAAGGCCAGAGAUUUGCCUGGCAGAGUCCAAAAUCCCGUUUAGAGAUCAAUCCAGUAACAGAAAUUACAAUUAACGACGACACAGAUAAUGAAGAUUAUCAAGAGAGUGAACGUCCUCAACGGACAAUAAGUGCCUCAAGAGUUUCCGCUGAACAACAAGAACAGCUAGCAACUGAAAUAAAAACAUAUGAAAAACGAAUACAAACAUUAAUCGAAAAUAUUGGCAUGCUGAAAGAAAAAGCUCAACUGAAAGGAAAUCAAUCUCAAGCCGAUAAUCUCCGUUCUGAAAUUGGUUCAUCAUUAGUUGAACUUGAACAAUUACAAAAACAGUAUGCUCAAAGGGUGGCAUCUAUGCAAAGUCAAACAACAACGGUACCAAGUUAUUCGUCAAAUUCUGUUGCUCCUUUUGACAAUGUUAAUCAAGAAACAACUGAGCCCUUUUCUAAUAGAACAAAUAGAGUUACAAGGUCACGGUCAUCCUCGCAAUCACCGAUUAGAACAAAAAGUCCGUUGAACACGAAUAACAAUAAUACGCAACAAUCAAGAUCAUGGAGUGCCGAUCAAAAACGACGUUUAACGCCAAAAGUAUCAUUCGAAGACACGGAAAAUUUUUCUAGAAAGAGUACAACGCCAACAAGAGGUCCACUUCGGCUCAAUCCCGAAAGAGAGCGAUUGUUAGUUGCUCUCUCCGCAUCGGAAACUGAUAUCGCAGCAAUUAUCGCACAACUUUCAAGUUUGAAGGACAUCCUCACCAAAUUAAAAGUGGAUGAUCAACCAGUAUCAUAUGAAAUUGAUCAAUUAUAUAAGCAACGCAAUCAAUUGUUGAAUUUUAUUGAACAAUUUGAAAAAUCUAAUUCAUCGCUAAAAGAUUUUCUUCAACAUCAGUACCAUUUAGAGGCAGAACAUGGUCAUUUACAUGAAGAAAAAGAAAGUCUAUUAACACGUCUCCAUUAUGUUGAAAAUGAAAAUAGACAAAUACGUCGUCUUUUAUUAGAUCGUGAGAACGAUAAUAUAUCACUGAAUCAAGACUUAGAUAAGCUUCAUUCACAUACAAUCGGUUUCGAUACAAUAAAGACGUCGUUAGAAACAAAUCGAGCACAUUUGCAGCGUGAGCUGCAUGCAAAGGAGGGCGACAUAAAUCGAUUACAAUGUCAACUUCGAAUGCUCGAACGUGAUUUGCAUAAAAAUCGUUCACAAUGUGAAAAUCUGCAACGUUCAAUUGAAAAAAAAAAUGAUUUACGUAAACCAAUGUUUUCUGGUGUAAAUCGUCGCCGAGUAAUAAAUACUGAAAAAUUACAAACACAAUUGAAUGAGAAAGAUGAAUAUAUUGAAAAAUUAGAAAAACAAUUGAUAGAUCUUAAGAGCGGUGGUAAAGUUCAUGAAAAAUUGAUUAAUGCUGAAACAGAAAUAACACGUUUGCAAACAAAAUUAGAACAUAGUGAGCGACUGAUGAAAGACUAUAAAGAGCAAUUGAAUACGUCAACGUCAAAAAUUGAACGAAACAAUUUAACAAAAAAUCAUUUAUCUGAAAUGGAAUUGGAAAAAAGGCGUGUUAUACUACAAAAACGUAUUGAAGAACUCGAACCUUUACCCGAACUGUUGAGACAGGCUGAAUUUAAAAAUCAAGAAUUGCAAACAAAACUAAUUGAAUGUGAAAAACGAAUAAAUGAACAAACGUCGUAUAUCAAUGAAUUAACAUCAAAACAUAGUGUACAAUAUCGUCUAUUAGACAGAAUGAAAGAAAAAACAUAUUCUUCAGACGACGAUAAUCGAACGUUGCAGCAAAAAAUCGAUUUACUUGAACGACAACUAUGUGCUUCUGAAGAAGAAAAUACAAAUAUUCACAGAAAUCUUAAUAUUAAAGAUGAAACAGUGCGCGAUUUACAAGCUCGGUUAAAUUCAAAAACAUUUGAACUUUCAUCAAUAACAAAACAAUUUGAUAAUACACAAAACGAUAUUAAAGCCAAAGAGGUGGAAAUAAGAGACACCUUUGGCUCAAAAGAACGUAUGCUACAACAACGCGUACAUGACUUGGAUAAUCAACUAAGUAAACUUCGCCUCGAAUUUGGACAGUUAAAACGAGAAAAAGAAGAACUUGAACGUCGGAAUACAUUACAGUUAAGUGAUUUACGUGAUAAAUUAGAACAAUCCCAUAAUACAAAUCGUUCAAUGCAAAAUUAUGUUAAUUUUCUAAAAACAACCUAUUCCAGUGUGUUUAACGAUUCUCUAAACACAUUUCCAUCGACGGUUAGAUUAAAUACUAUUCUUGAUACGCCCAUAACAUUUCCCUGA
Molecule: messenger RNA, 2517 nt
Organism: Didymodactylos carnosus
Lineage: Eukaryota; Metazoa; Rotifera; Eurotatoria; Philodinida; Philodinidae
Source: the annotation of a GenBank genome assembly